AUGACGACGUCCGAUGUGUCCGCGUCCGCGUCGUCGUCGUCGUCUGACGUCUCCUCCGCGCCGCCCGCGCCCGACGUCGUCCGAAGCGAGCACGUGUCGCUCGUCCAGGGCGCGUCGCGAGGGAUCGGCCUCGAGAUGGUCCGGCAGCUCCUCGAGCGCGAAAACCCGAUGCCCGGGCGCGACGCGGCUCGCGGCGGGCGCGUCGUCGCGACGUGCCGCGACCCCGCGGCUGCGCGAUCGCUCGCGGAUCUCCGCGAGCGCUACCCGACGCGCCUCGCCGUGCACCGCCUCGACGUCACGGACGAGGCGUCGAUCGUCGCGGUCGCGGAGUCGGUGAAGGCGUCGCACGGGCGCGUGGACGUCCUCUCGAACGUCGCCGCGGUGCUUCACGUCGCGGGGGAGAUGACGCCGGAGACGUCCAUAAAUCGCGUGGAUCCCGACGCGAUGGUGAGGGCGUAUCGCGUCAACGCGCUCGGGCCCGUGCUCGUGACGAAGGCGUUCCAGGCGAUGCUCAUGGAGGCGACCGCGAAGAGCGUCGCGGGAGGUGGGGGGGGCGAGAGCGGCGAGAGCGGCGAGAGCGGCGGCGGCUGCCACGCCAUCGUCGCCAACUUGAGCGCGCGCGUGAGCUCCGUGGGCGACAACGGCAUGGGCGGGUGGUACGCGUACCGCGCGUCGAAGACGGCGCUGAAUCAACUCACGAAAAACAUGUCGAUCGAGUUUGGACGGAAGAAGCACCCGGUCGCGUUCGUGCUGUUGCACCCGGGGACGGUCGCGACGGACCUGAGCGCGCCGUUUCGGAGGAACGUGCCGGAGGGGAAGUUGUUCAGCGUCGAGCGCGCGGCGUCGCAGCUGUUGGGGAUCAUCGGGAAGAAACGACUCGCGGACAGCGGGACGUUCGUGGACUGGCAGGACGAGACCAUCGUCUGGUGA
Micromonas pusilla CCMP1545 is the source of this 930-nucleotide messenger RNA. RefSeq lists its product as uncharacterized. The record is from RefSeq and is a predicted model, not a curated record. Gene Ontology annotation, cellular component: cytoplasm. Bases 1 to 930 code for a protein of 309 amino acids. The transcript is spliced from 2 exons. Gene Ontology annotation, molecular function: oxidoreductase activity. Lineage: Eukaryota; Viridiplantae; Chlorophyta; Mamiellophyceae; Mamiellales; Mamiellaceae.